This is a messenger RNA of Enhydra lutris kenyoni (northern sea otter), 3438 nucleotides long. RefSeq names its product tripartite motif containing 24. The record is from RefSeq and is a predicted model, not a curated record. Gene Ontology annotation, molecular function: zinc ion binding; protein binding. The transcript has 19 exons. Bases 120 to 3272 code for a protein of 1050 amino acids. NCBI's taxonomy places the organism in Eukaryota, Metazoa, Chordata, Mammalia, Carnivora, Mustelidae.
CCCUCCCUCUCCCGCGGGUCACCCAAGCGGCCUGUGAGGAGGAGGCGGAGGAGGUCGUCGGGGGCGGCGGCAGGCGGAGACCGCGCUCCCCCUUUCCCGGCGGCGGCGGGGGCAGGACAAUGGAGGUGGCUGUGGAGAAGGCGGCGACGGCGGCCGCGGCGGCUUCGGCGGCGGCCGCCGGGGGGCCCUCGGUGGCGCCAAGCGGGGAGAACGAGGCCGAGAGUCGGCAGGGCCCCGACUCGGAGCGCGGAGGCGAGGCGGCCCGGCUCAACCUGUUGGACACUUGCGCCGUGUGCCACCAGAACAUCCAGAGCCGGGCGCCCAAGCUGCUGCCCUGCCUGCACUCGUUCUGCCAGCGCUGCCUGCCCGCGCCCCAGCGCUACCUCAUGCUGCCCGCGCCCAUGCUGGGUUCGGCCGAGACCCCGCCGCCCGUCCCCGCCCCCGGCUCGCCGGUCAGCGGCUCCUCGCCGUUCGCCACCCAAGUUGGAGUCAUUCGAUGUCCAGUUUGCAGCCAAGAAUGUGCAGAGAGACACAUCAUAGAUAAUUUUUUUGUGAAGGACACUACUGAGGUUCCCAGCAGUACAGUAGAAAAGUCUAAUCAGGUGUGUACAAGCUGUGAGGACAAUGCAGAAGCUAAUGGGUUUUGUGUAGAAUGUGUUGAGUGGCUCUGCAAGACCUGCAUCAGAGCUCAUCAGAGAGUGAAGUUCACGAAAGACCACACUGUGAGACAGAAGGAGGAGGUAUCUCCAGAGGCAGUUGGAGUGACCAGUCAGCGACCAGUGUUUUGUCCUUUUCAUAAGAAGGAGCAGCUGAAGCUUUACUGUGAAACAUGUGAUAAACUGACAUGCCGAGACUGCCAGUUAUUAGAGCAUAAAGAGCACAGAUACCAAUUUAUAGAAGAAGCUUUUCAGAAUCAGAAAGUGAUCAUAGAUACACUAAUCACCAAAUUGAUGGAAAAAACAAAAUACAUAAAAUUCACAGGAAAUCAGAUCCAAAACAGGAUAAUUGAAGUAAAUCAAAAUCAAAAGCAGGUGGAACAGGAUAUUAAAGUUGCUAUAUUUACAUUGAUGGUAGAAAUAAAUAAAAAAGGAAAAGCUCUACUGCACCAGCUUGAGAGCCUUGCAAAGGACCAUCGCAUGAAACUUAUGCAGCAACAACAGGAAGUGGCUGGGCUUUCUAAACAGUUGGAGCAUGUCAUGCAUUUCUCUAAAUGGGCAGUUUCCAGUGGCAGCAGUACAGCAUUACUUUAUAGCAAGCGACUGAUUACAUACCGGUUACGGCACCUUCUUCGAGCGAGGUGUGAUGCUUCCCCAGUGACCAACAAUACCAUCCAGUUUCACUGUGAUCCUAGUUUCUGGGCUCAAAAUAUUAUCAAUUUAGGUUCUUUAGUAAUUGAAGAUAAAGAGAGUCAGCCACAAAUGCCUAAACAGAAUCCCGUUGUGGAACAGAAUUCACAGCCACCAGGUGGUUUAUCUUCAAACCAGUUAUCCAAGUUUCCAACACAGAUCAGCCUAGCUCAAUUACGACUCCAGCAUAUGCAGCAACAGGUAAUGGCUCAGAGGCAACAGGUGCAACGGAGGCCAGCACCUGUGGGUUUACCAAACCCUAGAAUGCAGGGGCCCAUCCAGCAACCUUCCAUCUCUCAUCAGCAACCCCCUCCACGUUUGAUAAAUUUUCAGAAUCACAGCCCCAAACCCAAUGGACCAGUUCUUCCUCCACAUCCUCAACAGCUGAGAUAUCCACCAAACCAGAACAUACCACGACAAGCAAUAAAGCCCAACCCACUACAGAUGGCUUUUUUGGCUCAACAAGCUAUAAAACAGUGGCAGAUCAGCAGUGGGCAGGCUGCCGCAUCUACUGCCAACAGCACAUCCUCUACUCCUUCUAGUCCUACCAUUACUAGUGCAGCAGGAUAUGAUGCAAAGGCUUUCGGUUCACCUAUGAUUGAUUUGAGCUCACCAGUGGGAGGUUCUUAUAAUCUUCCUUCUCUUCCAGAUAUUGACUGUUCAAGUACUAUUAUGCUGGACAAUAUUGUGAGGAAAGAUACUAGUAUAGAUCAUGGCCAGCCAAGACCACCCUCAAACAGAACCGUCCAGUCACCAAAUUCAUCAGUGCCAUCUCCAGGCCUUGCAGGACCUGUUACCAUGACUAGUGUACACCCACCGAUACGUUCACCUAGUGCCUCCAGUGUUGGGAGCCGAGGAAGUUCUGGCUCUUCCAGCAAGCCAGCAGGAGCGGAUUCUACACACAGAGUCCCAGUGGUCAUGUUGGAGCCAAUCCGAAUAAAACAGGAAAAUAGUGGACCUCCUGAAAAUUAUGAUUUUCCUGUUGUUAUAGUGAAACAAGAAUCAGAUGAAGAAUCUAGGCCUCAAAAUGCCAACUACCCAAGAAGCAUACUCACCUCCCUGCUCUUAAAUAGCAGUCAGAGCUCUACCUCUGAGGAGUCUGUGCUAAGGUCAGAUGCCCCUGAUAGCACAGGAGAUCAACCUGGACUUCACCAGGAAGGUUCCUCGAAUGGAAAGUCUGACUGGCUAGAUGCCUCCCAGAAGUCACCCCUUCAUGUUGGAGAGACCAGGAAAGAGGAUGACCCCAACGAGGACUGGUGUGCAGUUUGUCAGAAUGGAGGGGAACUCCUGUGCUGUGAGAAGUGUCCCAAAGUAUUUCAUCUUUCUUGUCAUGUGCCCACUUUGGCAAAUUUUCCAAGUGGAGAAUGGAUUUGCACUUUCUGCAGAGACUUAUCUAAACCAGAGGUUGAAUAUGAUUGUGAUGCUCCCAGUCACAACUCAGAAAAAAAGAAGACUGAAAGCCUUGUUAAAUUAACACCAAUAGAUAAAAGGAAGUGUGAACGCCUACUUUUAUUUCUUUACUGCCAUGAAAUGAGCCUGGCUUUUCAAGAUCCAGUUCCUCUGACUGUGCCUGAUUAUUACAGAAUAAUAAAAAAUCCAAUGGACUUGUCAACUAUCAAGAAGAGACUACAAGAAGAUUAUUCCAUGUACACAAAGCCUGAAGAUUUUGUAGCUGAUUUUAGAUUGAUCUUUCAAAACUGUGCCGAAUUCAAUGAGCCUGAUUCAGAAGUAGCCAAUGCUGGUAUAAAACUUGAAAGCUAUUUUGAAGAACUUCUAAAGAACCUUUAUCCAGAAAAAAGGUUUCCUAAACUAGAAUUCAGGAAUGAAUCCGAAGAUAAUAAAUUUAGUGAUGACUCAGAUGAUGACUUUGUACAGCCCCGGAAGAAACGCCUCAAAAGCAUAGAGGAACGCCAGUUGCUUAAAUAAGCAACACCAUUGGUGUGUGCUGGUUUUUAGAUUUUUUGUUUUUGUUUUUAAAAAACAUUUUGUCGGUAAUUUUAACAUCAUUACAAAAAGAGUUUGUGACCACUCUGAUCUGUAAGUUUUUGAUGUUUACUAGAUUUUGAUUUCCUUAAUAAACCAUUUCUUUUCA